AUGAUUCAAGACGCGCAGGCCAACGAUCCCUUGGAUCCGCGGCAAGCAGCCCGGAAGGUGGACAAACUAUUCCAUGACUGGGAAGAGCGGGAUCCGGAUGAGUUCUAUAAGUAUGCUCGUCGAGAAGUGUUUUUCCUACAAAUUGGAGUUCCAAAGAUUGUGUGCAGUCCUAAGGGCGAUGACGAGACAGUUGUAACACGCCUGGUCGACUUCCUGGAAGCCUUGACCCAGCUACCAGAGAGGGAGUUUCUGGACAAAGUAUACAAAGGACCGUCGUCGAGCGAUGUGUAUAAAAAAUACUAUUUCAAAUCAUUCGCCUCGAUCCAGAAACCUAUACCGACAUGGGGACCGACGCGACAAGACGCACUCAACACCUAUAUUCUCACCGCGCAACUGAUCGAACGAGGACUGUUGGAGGACACUUACCGCCCGCUUGAUUUGCUCAGAUGGGCUUUAAAAUCCAAUCAAUGGGAUGAAGUCGAUUGGAGUGAUUGGGAAACCCACUAUAGUGACGACGGGAUGGAGGAGGAGGAGGAGGAGGAGGAGGAUGAUGAUGAUGAUGAAGACAUGCCGGAUAUAGAUUUUGCUGUUGCCAUCGCGCACGCAUAUAUCGUCCAUGCAGGAAUCACAAUCUAUACGAGAUAUCCACCUCUGCCGUUACACGAGGCACGAAAAAAUGUAUAUGCGAGAGCCAGGCUAGAACGCCAGCGGGCGCCUGGUCCUUUUUACAGUGAGGCCUGUGAAACAGGGGGAAAGCCUGGCUACAGCAUAGAACGUUGGCGGUUCUGGAAACAGCAAAUCACUGAACUAGGAUUGCAAGCAUCACCAGAAUGCUUAACCCUCGCUACGGAAGCAGUCGCUAGGAGGAACGAGAUCGAAGUGCGAUAUGAUCCUCCAGUGCAAUAUAAUCCUCGCAGAAAGAUAUCUCGGGCCAUAAACAACCAGGUUUGCUUCCCUUUGGGCGAAGUCAGCAUUGAACCAGAGCCGCCUACUUCCUCAUCUCAGGAAGGCCAGGGAGAGGCAUGGACCAUCCUUUGA
Messenger RNA from Aspergillus homomorphus CBS 101889, 1038 nucleotides. RefSeq lists its product as uncharacterized. The transcript has 2 exons. The coding region runs from base 1 to 1038 and encodes 345 amino acids. Lineage: Eukaryota; Fungi; Ascomycota; Eurotiomycetes; Eurotiales; Aspergillaceae. The record is from RefSeq and is a predicted model, not a curated record.